Molecule: messenger RNA, 969 nt
Organism: Rhopalosiphum maidis (corn leaf aphid)
Lineage: Eukaryota; Metazoa; Arthropoda; Insecta; Hemiptera; Aphididae
Gene: ave
Product: protein aveugle
Exons: 4
Coding region: 421-720 (99 amino acids)
Biological process (GO): cell surface receptor protein tyrosine kinase signaling pathway
Cellular component (GO): cytoplasmic side of plasma membrane
Molecular function (GO): protein binding
Source: RefSeq, a predicted model, not a curated record
GUCACAUGACCCAAACUCACGUGUAAGCACUAAGCAGUAGCAACUGCUGCCGAGGCCUUGGGGAACGUUAUCAAUUAUUAUCGCUGAUAUCAGCUACGAAUUAUUUGAGAAAACUGUGUCCUGUCGAUCAUUGCUUUUUUAUUAUUUACCUACCUAUAGGCCUAUGUAGUAUUUAUUUACAUUAAUUGUAGAAUACUGAAUAAUCUAUUCUAUUCAAAAUUGUGAAUGAAGUUGUAUUUAUAUUUUAGAUAUCUAUACUUAUAUUAUCUAUCUGAUUAUCUAGGAUAUAAUUGUUAAGUUAUGAUAGGCAUUUAGGUUUGCGAUAGAUAUGUGUGAAAAUGUUUUAAUUUUUCAAUAUUUUUUAAGUGUAUAGAUAUAAAGUAUAGUAAGAAAAAGCAAUGAUUUUAGAAGAUAACCAAAAUGUCAUCAAACCAAGGUCGAGCAGCUCGGCCCAAAGUUGUUUAUCAAUGGACUGUACAAGAUGUUCAAAAGUGGUUUCGCCGUCAUUGCUAUGAUUAUUAUGUUUUAUAUGGAGAAAAAUUCUUGCAGCAUGAAAUAAUUGGACGUGCUUUGAUAAGAAUUAAUGAAAAUCAACUGUAUCGUAUGGGCAUUAUAAAUCCAGAUCAUAGUCAAGAAAUUUGUCGUGAAAUACUUAAACUACGACUUAAAACUUAUAUUUUAGAAUUUAGAGAUCUGGAACGAAACAAUCUUUAUGAUUAAAAUCUCAAUAGUUUUACAUUGAAAGCCCAAGAGUUGUGAUACGAGGACUAUUAGGCUUAAUUGAACCUAUUUCGGUUUCCACUUUAUAAAAUGAUAUUGGAUGAAAUGUACUGAUGUCAAUAAGAGUACUAUUUUUAUUGAAUACUCUUAUAACACCUGGAGCUUCACAUCCUGCAAUACAUUAUAAAUAUGAUAUCCUAAAUAUUUUGAUAAGAAUUAUUACCUACUUUAAACCAUUUUAUUAUUAAA